Psilocybe cubensis is the source of this 558-nucleotide messenger RNA. RefSeq lists its product as uncharacterized. The record is from RefSeq and is a predicted model, not a curated record. The transcript has 4 exons. Lineage: Eukaryota; Fungi; Basidiomycota; Agaricomycetes; Agaricales; Agrocybaceae. Bases 1 to 558 code for a protein of 185 amino acids.
AUGCUAGCCAGACCUUUUGUGCUGUGCCUCGUGUCCUCUGCCAUAACCUGUGUCAUCGCCGCCCCAACCACCCCGACAGAUGCUGAUCCCUCUUCUUCAACAGAUUCCGAAUUUCCAGAGGUCAUUCCAGGACCUGGCAUGCCCUCCCUGGAGUCUCUUGGUUUGACUACCGCAGAUCUCUACCGCAAUAGCACCUUGAAAGCGUUGUCUGCCAACCAUGUUGAACUUCUCAUUACUUGUGAAAAAGGAGGGUUGACCGUCUCACAGAGCAGCGCGCAGGCAUGUGUCAACUAUUUGACCAGCCUCGGUACUACAGACUGCAUGGUACCUGCAAACGGCCUAAGUCGCUUCUGUUCAAGUGGAAACGCAAACAUUUGGGGUACAAAUGUCUGGGGUAACGGUCAAGAUGUGCACUCCUGGUGCUCGGAUGUGGGCAUAACCGCUCAGGAUAUUGUCAGCGGUUGCGUAAUUACAAGUGGACAGGUAGAGGGCUAUGGCCCAGCAGCCCAGAAUUCCAAUCUACAAGUCAGCGUUGAGGCAUAUGAUACUGUCUGUUAA